CCCGCCCCAUCACUCCACCGCGUUAGGAGCCGGAGGGGGGUGGUCUGCCCGCGGGUCUGGAAGGCGUCCCCUCCUGGGAGCCAGGAGGACUAGAUUGCAGACCCGGCCCCGCCACCGUCUCUCGGUGUCACCCUGGGCAAGUCACUUCCCUUCCUCGGGCCUCAGUCUCCCAGUGUGUUAAAUGGUGGGGGCGGGAUGGGCUUGGUGGUCCGGAAGGCCUGUCAGGCUCUCGCCGUUCAGCAGGAGGCCGAGCUUGUUUGUCCUGAAGUGAGCCCUGCUCAUUACUAAACUCUCGAAGCAGUGCGUUGUACUGAAAACAGUUCUGGGUCUGCUGUCGGAAGACCUGGCCUGAGUUCUGGGCUCUGCCACUGUCAGUUGGGCAAGCCAUUUCUCCUUCCCCGGCCUCACUUGCCUCCUCUGCACAAUGGGAAGCUUGGACUAGAUCGGGACAGAAUGCAGUAGCAAGAAAGCUGAUUUUAAGUCUGGUAGAUAUCAGAUACUGUGAUGUCUUGAACCUUUGGAGGGUUUUGGAAGUUCAUCAGGUUUAAAUGGAAAUUUUGGCUGCUGGAGCUUCUUGAUGGCCCUUCAGUGAUUUGCCACUAGAUUCUAGGGCAUUAUUGCUUUGCUUUAGUCAGGGAUUGGGGGGAGAAGUUAGCGAGGGUAGCCCCACUGGGAAAAAUGUUUGCCAAACUUAAAAAGAAGAUUGCAGAGGAGGCUGCCAUUGCACCAAGGCCAGGGGGAGCUGCACGAAUCCCAAGAUCUAUCAGCAAGGAGUCAGUUGCUUCUGUGGGAGCUGACUCAGGCGAUGACUUUGCUUCUGAUGGAAGCAGUUCUCGAGAAGACCUUUCAUCCCAGCUAUUUAGAAGAAAUGAACAGAUAAGGAAACUAGAGGCCAAACUUUCUGAGUAUGCUGAACAGGUGCGAAACUUGCAGAAGAUAAAAGAGAAGCUUGAAAUUGCAUUAGAAAAACACCAGGAUUCUUCCAUGAGGAAAUUUCAAGAGCAGAAUGAAACAUAUCAAGCCAACAGAGCCAAAAUGGCAGAAGGAAUGGCUUUGGCCCUAGCAAAAAAGGACCAGGAAUGGGCAGAGAAGUUGGCUCAGCUUGAAAAAGAUAAAAGACUGUUGACAGCUCAGUUACAGGAAAUGAAGAACCAAAGUUUGAAUCUGUUCCAAAAGAGGGAUGAAAUUGAUGAAUUAGAGGGAUUCCAGCAGCAGGAGCUGGCUAAAGUCAAGCACAUGCUUUUGAAAAAGGAAGAAAGUUUGGCAAAAAUGGAACAGGAAAUGGAGGCUAGAACCAGAGAACUGAGUCAUACACAUGAGGAACUGUUGGCCUCUGUUCGAGUAUCUUCAGAUUUAAGCUGUGAGCUGGAGAUGUUGCAGAGGCAGUACUCAGCGCUGGAAGAACAGAGGGAUCACUUGUUAGCUGCAGAAACAGAUGCAGAAAGUAAGAUCACUACUUUGGAACAGAGGGAACAGGAACUACGAGUGUUCAUUCAGCAGCUUUCUGUUGAUUUGCAAAAGGCCCAGGUUACCGCAGCUUGUUCUGAGAAGAGGUUGGGCACGUUGCAGGCUGAGCAUGAGUCUUUGAAGCUUGACAGUGAACAGCAGAAUCAAAAGGCUGCUGUCAAAGCUGAAGAGAGAGAGAAACUCAUUGAACAUUUGCAGGAAAAAGUUUUGUCCCUGGAGAAGAGACUAGAAGGAAACUUGUCAGGGGAAGAACAUGUACAGGAACUACUUAAGGAGAAAACUGUUGCAGAACAGAAAUUGGACGAUGCAAGGCAGCAACUGUUGGCUGCUAGGACCAGCCAAGCUGAGACAGUUAGCCUGCUGGAGACCCAGAUUACACAACUGAAUAGUCAAGUAACUGACAGCCAAGCAUUACUUCAUGAGAAGGAAGAAUUUAUAAAAGGAUUCAGAGAAAGCAGCCUUAGUCAGGUAAAAGAACUUGAGGAAAUGCUGCAAGUUUCAGAUGAGAAGCUCAAGAAGAGCAAUGAAAUAGUGAUUGAAAAAGAAGCCCAGAUUCAGAGGCUUCAGUCCAGUUUGGCAGAAGAAAGCAACAAAUUGCAACAGCACAUCUUGGUCCUGGAGCAGCAGUAUGCAGAGCAGGGAAACCGACUGGAGGCUGAAAUAGCUGCCCUUGAGAAAGCUCGAGAGUCUGACAACACAGCAGCAAACCAGCAGAUACAACUGCUAGAAGAAGAAAAUGCAAACCUUAAAAAAAAUAGAAAUGAAUAUGAAAACUCUUUAGAAGCCCACAAGCUUGAGUUGAAGAAGUUGAAGGAAGAAUGGAACCAGAGAGAAACUGUUAGUGUGGAAAUUGCCAAGGCGCUGGAAGAAACCCGGAAACAGAGGGAAGAUCUUCAACAGCAGGUUGCUGACCUAACAACAUUAAUAAAUGAGAAGGAACAGUUUCUCAAUGAGAAAACCAAAACUAUUCUCCAAAAAGAAGAAGAAAUUGACCAGCUGAAGAAAGGGCAUGACCUUGUCCUGCUACAGAUGCACCAGUUGCAGAGUGACAUGGAGGCCUACAGGUGUAAAGACGCCAAAAGGGAAGAAGAUUCUGAAGGAAAAGAGAUGAAUGUGUUGAGGCUGCAGAUAGAAGAGGAGGAGACCCUUCAAGGCCAGGGUGAGCCAAAUCAGGUAAUUGUUUAUGGAGAAACAGCAAAGGAAUUGAGUGAUGAUUUAUAUCCCCUCUCAAAUGAUGAAUGCACCCUGAACGGAGAAGUGGAUUGUGUUGAUAUGGUGCAGCUGCAAAAAGAAAACCGAGACUUGGAGCAGCAGAUCAUAGAGAAAAACAAGACUAUAAAGCAGCUGCAGCAGAGAAUGUUGGAACUCAAGAAGACCCUCCAGAAGGAGUUGAAAAUUCGGCCUGAAAAUGAUAUCUUUGAAGUUCGGGAGAAACCCAAUCCUGAAGUGCCUACUGCUUCCACAACUGUCACCAAUAACUCAGACUUAAAUGAUUCUCGAGAGAUAAAUUUUGAAUACCUCAAGCAUGUGGUUUUAAAAUUCAUGUCCUGUCGGGAAUCAGAGGCUUUUCAUCUCAUUAAAGCCGUGUCUGUGCUACUGAAUUUUUCACAAGAGGAAGAAAACAUGCUCAAAGAGACCUUGGAAUAUAAGAUGUCGUGGUUUGGGUCCAAGCCAUCUCCCAGAGGUAGCAUUCGACCAUCCAUCUCGAAUCCCAGGGUGCCAUGGUCUUAAAAGAAACCUGAGAAUGGAAAUUCCAUGUGUAGCCACUUUUUCUAUGAAAAGAACACAGCACACCAGUCUGGGUGGGUUUUUUAAUCACUGUAAUUGCAGUAUUUUGUACAAGCUUUGAAACAUUGUUUACAAGACAAAUAAUGGUUAGAGCUUCCUUCGUUGCAAACUGACAGCCACAUUAUAGGGCCGAUUUCAGAGAUUUUGCCAGUUGUGAAAGGAAGGGAUUGCUUUCCAUGGGCUUUUGUGGGUGGGAUGACAAGUAGCUAAUGGAAACUCCUGUUUCACACAGUGCUGCUAUAAAUCCCCACACUUGCACCUCAGAGGGUUCGUUUGCAUUUGGAUUUCUCUAACCCCUAGUGCUAGCACUUUAAGAGUUCUAACUAUUAGUAUCUGUCCAGAAGGCUAAAUGUCAGUGGACAAGCUAGUGCUGUGAGGGGUUAAAGUGACUGACAUUUAGUGGUACAGGACAACCUGAUUCCUCCAAGUUGCAUCUUGCUGAAUUUCCUAGAACCUCCAUAUGGCCUAAUGUGUUUUUAUAAAGACAUUUCCUGGCAUUUCCCUUCCAGUGGUUUGGAUCCCAGGGAGGGAAAAAGACUAAAAUGUUCUUAAUCCCUCCCACCAAUUCCUGAAGCUAGGUAUGUCCUGAUUUUAGAAUGUCAGAAGGUAUGAUUUCUGCCUUGGGGGCUGAUAGUAGUCAGUGAGGGACAUGCAACUUUCUGGAGGGAUCUCGUUUUACUUUUCUUAAAGAAAAUACUAAAAAAAGGUGUUAAUAAGUACUGAAUAUACUCAGUUGCCUUUUUAAACUCAUAUAUGUCUUGUACAGGUUGCUGGUAAACCAUUUUAAAGCAUACUUUUUAAAGCCAGAUUUGCUUGUAAACAUUUCUUCUGUCUUGCAGUCAGUUUACCAGUGUUCUUAGAGAAAAAUCAGAGAGGUAAAAGGAAUUGCCUUCCACCCUAAAUUCUCCAUCUUUCCCCCUCCAAUUCCAUAGCACUCUUAGACAAUCUCCUGAGAAAUCAGUAUCAGUAUCUUCUAUGUAGCAGAAACCUGGAUUUGCUCCCUCCCAAUUCUAUGCACAGUUGAGAAUGAGCAAACUAUAGGGUAAGGACAAAAUAAAUAUAUUGGCCCUUCUACCUUUGGCCACAAACCCAGUUUUGGAGAUGGAGAACUGCAACACAGCCUCGAUUGCCUUGUACGUAAAAACACUAAGCCUCCAAUAUGUAUAAACACACUACAGAUUAUAUGUAACAUAUAUAGGAUUUACAAAGCUUGAAGUGCUUGAGUGUGCUUACCUUGAAGUGCUCUGGCUGUGAUUGCUAGGGGCCAUUCUAUUUACCAACUAUUUCUAAGGAAAAGUCAAUAUAUAUUCAGCAUAGUAGGAUCUUAAAAUUCAUUCGAAAAGGGGAUCAUUUCAGAACAGACUAUAGCUUGCUCAAGGCUUCAUCAUGGUUAACCACUGACUUAAGAACCAGUUGCAGGAUCAUAUAUAUGUGAAUGUUUCCCAAGUAACAAGGAAGGGAGAUAUUUUAACAACAAAUUAUUUACAUUGCUCUGCCCAGGUUCUUCAGGAGCAUACAGCAAUGCCUGGUAUUCCCAAAGAGGGGAACAGCAUCACUCUCCCCACAGCUCAUCCCCCAGGUAUUUUUCGAGCCUAUCUCAGCUGCCCCUCCCCAAAGGGGGGGAGGCUUUUAAAAGGCUCAUAAAUUCUCACCAGGUCUGUGAGCCGAAAUAUUUCCAUUUACAACAUGAAGAUGUGUUUAGAAGCAUUUUUUUUUCUGAGCAAGAGGCAGUCCUACACAGAACUAAGUUUCUUUUACUACUUUGUUCAGCAUAUUUUCAGCAGCUUUGCCCAGGGGCAGGAGAAAGAAACUACUAAAAUGAGGUUGUAAUGGGCAAGUCUGAGCAGCUAAAUACUCAGCUCAAACAAACACACCCUAACCUGGAGUCACACAGGCCCUGCUCCUUCCUGCCUGAGUCAUCUGACCAUACCAUCUCUCUCCCUUGAUACAGGUUAAUUAUAUAUUUUUGGGAAGCUACUAACUAGGUCUCUGGGUAUUUAAGUAUUUUAAAAUUGAUGAUUAAGGAUUCCCUGCAUGUUGAUUUUUAAAGCAAGAGUGGUGUAAAUAUACUGAGUGAUUGGACAUACUUUAACAUGUAUAAAAAACAUAAAACUACUAUGGUAACACAGUUUAUAUGUAUAAAUAAUUCUUUAUCUGAGCAUUAGCUCUGGGUCUUUUCCUUCAUGUUGUAAAUAUUCAUUGUAUUAUGUGAAACUGUUGAAUUCAUUUGUGGUGCAAUAAUUUUUUUUUUUGAUUAAAGCUCUUAAAUCUAGGAUUUGGUGGAUUUUUGAUUUGUUUGCAAAAAGAAUUAAAAAAAAAAGAAUUUCAGAUGAGCUAUUUAUCAGCUAUAUGACCUUGUCCAAGUUACUUGACUUUCUUUGGAGCUGUUCCCUCGCAAAUGAGACUUGUACUAGAUAAUUAUGGUAGUCCCUUCCUGCUCUAAAACUUAUGUUAGCUAGUAAAGACAAAUAUUGAUUAAAGUGCUUUAUUGGGGCAGCUAGGUGGCACAGUGGACAAAGCACCAGCCCAGGAUUCAGCAGGACCCAAGUUCAAAUGUGACCUCAGACACUUGACACUAGCUAUGUUAACCCUGGGCAAGUCACUUAACCUUCACUGCCCUGCAAAAAGAAAAAUAAAAGUGCUUUAUUACAGAUUUGGCGACUGACUCCACAGGACCCAAAGUUCAAAUCCCAAUUCUGCUACCUACCCCACAAAGUUCCUUUUCCUCUCUGACCCUCAGUUCCCUCAUCUGCAUAAGAAGUGGGACCGGCUUUAUUAGGUCUCUCAAGGUUGCCCCAACUUCUCUACACAUCUGGAAGGAAAGGCAACUUACUGCUAUCAGUAGUAUGUUCACAUGUGAUCACCAAAGGGUUGGUUCAUGGUUGCUCUGCAGUCUUAAGUCAUUAGGUUUUUAAGCACAGCUCAUUAUUUUUAUUCUUGUGGGUUUUUUUUUUUUGGUGGGGCAGUGAGGAUUAAGUGACUUGCCCAGGGUCACACAACUAGUGUCAAGUGUCUUGAGACCG
Dromiciops gliroides (monito del monte) is the source of this 6278-nucleotide messenger RNA. It is a transcript of the gene GOLGA1, whose product is annotated as golgin A1. The record is from RefSeq and is a predicted model, not a curated record. NCBI's taxonomy places the organism in Eukaryota, Metazoa, Chordata, Mammalia, Microbiotheria, Microbiotheriidae. The transcript is spliced from 25 exons. Gene Ontology annotation, cellular component: Golgi apparatus. Bases 679 to 3198 code for a protein of 839 amino acids.